Messenger RNA from Linum tenue, 2616 nucleotides. NCBI's taxonomy places the organism in Eukaryota, Viridiplantae, Streptophyta, Magnoliopsida, Malpighiales, Linaceae. The record is from the annotation of a GenBank genome assembly.
AACACAACGAACAAAUCACAGAACAGAAGGGUCAAGGGAGAAGAAGCAAGCAGCCACAGCACAACCCACAACCAGCGCAAAACAACACACCAAAAACAAAUCCCCACUGCCAAAAGGGCUCAACAAGAAAAAGAAAAAAAGGUUUAGAUUUUAGAAGAGCAGCAAGGGCAGAAAACAAAAGGGGAGCAGACAGCACAAACCCCCAAUUGAUCUCAGAUUCAGAAAAUACACAACUCCAAAUACCCACUGCCCAAAAUCACCUUUUCAAGGUUUUUGAUCCUUCCCCAAUCCCCAAUGACCCACCGAAGGGUUACAAGUUGGAGGAGCACUUGGUGGAACUUUCUGGCCUGUUGACUAUGAAACUGUUUUGAUUGAAUCAUUAGUCUGCAAAGUUGGAUGGAAUAAUUGAGCGGAGCAAAAGUUGGCACAGUUUUAGAAGAUUUGAACAUUAGUUAGAACAUCCCCUUUCUAAGUUAUUUUUUUUAUAGCUGGGAUGGGCUGCGAGUGUUCAAAGCUCUCCUCAUGUUGUUGGAAUUCAGAAUAUAAUGAAGCAGUUCCUCAGGACCACAGAGAAGAAAAUGAGGAGAAGGGUGAAGCUGACGACCUGCCUGCAUUUCGCGAAUACUCCAUUGACACAAUCAGGAUGGCAACUUCUGGUUUUGCAGUGGAGAAUAUAGUUUCUGAACAUGGAGAGAAGGCUCCUAAUGUUGUUUAUAAGGGAAAGCUUGAUAAUCAGAGGAAGAUUGCGGUCAAACGCUUCAAUAGAUCAGCUUGGCCUGAUUCCAGGCAGUUUUUGGAUGAAGCAAGAUCAGUUGGGCAGCUCCGAAAUCAUAAGCUGGUUAACUUACUCGGUUGUUGCUGCGAGGGAGAAGAGAGGCUUCUUGUAGCUGAAUUUAUGCCGAAUGAUACCCUAGCAAAGCACCUAUUUCAUUGGGAAGCACAACCAAUGAAAUGGGCAAUGCGACUGAGAGUGGCUUUAUAUUUAGCUCAGGCCCUGGAAUAUUGUACGAGCAAAGGCCGUGCUCUUUAUCAUGAUCUGAAUGCUUAUAGAAUUGUUUUUGAUGAUGAAGCAAAUCCUCGACUUUCAUGCUUUGGUCUGAUGAAGAACAGUAGAGAUGGAAAAAGUUACAGUACAAACUUGGCAUUCACUCCUCCAGAGUAUCUAAGAACAGGUAGAGUAACACCAGAAAGUGUGAUUUAUAGCUUUGGCACCCUUUUGCUUGACCUCCUCAGUGGAAAACACAUUCCUCCAAGCCAUGCACUGGACUUAAUACGAGACCGGAACAUUCAAAUGCUGACAGAUUCCUGCCUGGAAGGCCAAUUCACCAACGAUGACGGAACUGAGUUGGUGAGGUUAGCUUCUCGAUGUCUACAAUUUGAGCCGCGAGAGCGACCAAAUCCCAAGUCAUUGGUUACUGCUUUGAUUCCUCUUCAGAAGGAAACUGAGGAACUUAGGGCAUUGAUUGUGCAGGUUCCUUCACAUGUAUUGAUGGGUGUACCAGAUGUUGCUGCAGCCGUACCUCUGUCACCCCUUGGCGAGGCUUGCUUAAGAAAUGAUAUGACUGCCAUACAUGAGAUCUUAGAAAAGAUAGGGUAUAAAGAUGACGAAGGUGCUGCCACUGAGCUCUCGUUCCAGAUGUGGACCAACCAAAUGCAGGAUACACUAAAUUCAAAGAAAAAGGGUGAUGUUGCCUUUCGGCACAAGGACUUCAAAGCUGCCAUUGAAUGCUAUACCCAGUUCAUAGAAGUGGGGACAAUGGUGUCACCAACAGUGUAUGCACGAAGAAGCUUGUCUUACCUGAUGAGCGACAUGCCACAAGAAGCCCUGAAUGAUGCAAUUCAAGCCCAAGUGAUAUCCCCCGUCUGGCACUUUGCAUCUUACUUGCAAGCUGGUGCUCUUUUCGCCCUGGGAAGAGAGGCUGAAGCACAAGCAGCUCUGAAAGAAGGAUCAGCCCUCGAAAGUAAAAAGACUCCAAACUCAUAAUCAAUCAAUCCAGCAGUUAAAAAAAUCCAAAAUUUGCUGUAUUUGGUUGAGAGUGAGAGAGCACAAGCAUAGUUUACCACCAAGGGUAGGGUGGUUCAAAACCUGUGCUUCGUUUACCUUUUACCUUGUUAACCUCACAUCGAAACGGUGGAGUUGCGCUCUGAAUCAUCUGCAUAUAGUUGGUUGCUUCGGUUGGGGUAAAAAUGAAGAGAAUUCUUUCGUCAGAGAUUGGGAUUGUGGUGGGUUUAUAUCAGUCAGUUUAUCUUCUUGUAAUGCUGGAUCUGGAGAUAUGAAGAUGGACUGCCUGGCCCUGGAUUCUCUGAGACUCUUAUUUUUUUCCCUUUUUCUUUUCCUGACCUUUUUGUUUCUGCUCCUUUUCAUUUGCAAGAAUCCUAAGAAGAAAAGAUAAUAUAUUUGGAAGACAUUCUUCGGACUGGAGUACAUGUUUGUAGAGGUUUUCAUUUUUUGUCUUAGAACUUUGUAUUUCACCUGAAGAUGAUGUUUCUUCUAGAUGCUGAAUACAGCAGGAUGGUGGUUUCUCUUAAUUCAAAAACUUAUGAAAUCUUAUGUAAAAUGCUAUUAUUGGUUUUGUGGCUAUUGUCAGCUGUCAUAUCAACUCCUGUUUGCUUCCA